GCAGAGUUUCAUUCAGUGUAUCAGUGAUCAGUGUACAUGUCUGUUGUCUUGUGAUUCCUACCAAAGCUGUGCUUUCGCCUCUCAGUAGUUGUUGUUGGUUGACAUUUUUGUAUUUAUUUUUGUAGUGUUGUCAAAAUUGUAAACAUAACAUUAAACGCAUUUCAAAACAUUAAUCCUGAAGAUAAAGAGCAUGCUUCUAGCUGAUGCUAAUGAAAUUCAUCAUAACAAUUAAAUAAGCCACCUUAAACUAUGGAUUUCAUUCAGACUUUCAAUGAGAGCUACGAAAAACUCGCAAACAAAUCCAUAGUAAACAUACUAUGGAAAGAAAUAUUGCAAGAAGAACGGACCGAGGAUCACCUCGAUGAGUUAAUUGAAUACAGUUUUCACUAUCCCGUUGAUACUGAUGCGUAUCUCGAAAGAUUACUCGAAAAAUUUGACAUACUGCAUAAACAAGAGUUACGCUCUAUAGAUGGGCAUCUGAAGGCAUAUAUCAUCACUUUUCUGUAUUAUUGCACUAUGAAAGAUAACAGCAGAGUCUCUGUACAUACAACUUUACUAGCAUCAAGCUUGUACAUAAAACUUGUCUCCAUUCCUGGUGUUGGUAAAAUAUUUGAUGAACCUAAUAUGCUGAAAGGCCAACUAAUUCUUUUGGUUAAAAUAGCUAAAGAAAGAAAUAUAGACGUUGCUAGAAAAAGAUAUAUUGUAAAGCUAUUUAAGAAAUAUGCUCUAAAAAAGAAACCUGAUAUAGCUAUCCUACAAGGCAUAGCCAACACUUUUGUUCUAGCUGGACUAAUGGUUUCUACAGAAGUUGUAAAUAACUUUGAGAGUGUUAAAGGAUUCACGAAAUACUGCCUGCAUUGCUUAAGGCGAUUGAUUGAAGCAGAGGAAAAUGAUCAAAAUAUUAAAGGCUUGUUUGAAAGUGUGUUCAGGUGUUUCCGCAGAAGUGUCAUUGAACCCAUUCCUAAUAAGCCAGCUGCUAUCAGUGUUAUAAUAGCUUUUGUAAGGGAUGUUCUCCAAAAUGAAAUGGAUGUGCACAAAUUCCAGAGCGUAUUGGAUGGAUUUUGUUUAGUAUGGGGUAGAGAAGAUUUUGACCAUUAUGAGGAAGCAGUGGUAAUGAUGAACUUUCUCAAAGCCGAAUACUACAAAGAAUUGCUUAGAAGAAUGGUGCUGUAUACGCAAUCCAAAAACCAUAAAAACUACAGCAUAAAUGUUUUUAACUUAUUUUAUGGUAUGAUAAAGAAUUUUCCAAAUUUUCCACUGGACAAAGUGGAUGUAUUUUCAACCUGUGUAUUCCGUAAUAUUAUAUUUCACUUUGUUGAUUCUGACAAGCACAUGGCAGACAGAGCUAUAAAUGUUGUUACCAAUAUUUGUGAACUGAAAGAUAAUCCAUUGGUUAACCACUUGCUCAGUCCGGCUCAAGGAAUAUCAAGAUUUAUUUCAACAGAGGUACUUUUAUGUUCUUUCGUUGAAGUUGCUGACCAAAGAUGGGGAGCUUCUCCAAGAAAUCAGAAUCUUUUAAUGAUCCUGUCCAAAGUUUUACCUCUAAGCAAUGUACAUGAAGAACUCGUUCAACAGGUUCUAGGUGUUGUGUGUAAGGAUUGCACUCCUCAUUCUUUGAAACCUGCAUUACCGAGACUUCACGAACUAUUUUGUAUAAUGUCAUUGAAGCAACAGAUAGGUGUUGCUGAGGCAGUUUUAAGAAUUAUUUUUAAAAUGGCAAUGCACCCAGAUGCUACCUCAGCAGAAUACUGUGAGCAUCUUUUUCACUGUCUUUUGAAUCCUUCAGUUAUUGACGGCAUCACAUAUUCUUCAAGGUUCUAUUACAACCUACUCCUGAAUUCUGACUUCGAAUUUGAACCUUUGUUUAUAAAGUGCCAGAGAAAGAUAAGGCCUCAUCAUGUCAAAAAUACUAUCAACCAACUAGACUAUAAUGAACCUGCAAGUGCUCUUCUAUUAUGUUGUCUCCUUAACUACUGCAAAUAUGAGGACAUUACAGCAUUGCUUCGAUUCUACAUUGAUAAUUUUGCCCAGAUCUCGGUGCGGCAGAUAGCAGGUCAUCUAGCAGUAGCCUUCCAGCAAAUUUUAACAAAUCACACGCUUGCUGAGGAAGAUGUUCCACAACUUGACGUAUUACAGAGCUUAAUUAUGGAGGCUCUAUUCGAGCAUAACUUUCCUGUGAACAGCAUCAAACCAUCUUACCUCUUAUUCCAAAAUAUCAGAAAUCUUUUGAGGAUUGAUACUCAACAUUAUACUUUGGAUCAAUUGAUGUUCAUCACGUCAAAUCGAGCUUUUAAUAGGAUAAAUAAUCCACAGUUCGGUGACCCUGGUUCUAUAAUGUAUCUCGCUGAAUUGUGUUUGCUUCUAAACAAGCUGCCGACUGAGAAUGUUCUGACUAUACUAGAAUCUUUUAUGAAUGAUUCUUUUAAGGUGGAAGGGUGAAGAAAGUGUAACACAAACAUUCUGACUACACAUGAUGUGCAUGAGCAUGAAACAAGGUCAUAUAAUAAUUUGUAGCAGAUUCCUACUAGAACUAAUAUAGGAUUGAAUAACCCUGUCACUGGUAAACGCACAUGCAUUCAGAUAUACUGUAAAGUCACUCGAAUUGUUGAACUUACUCUAGCUAGUAUUCGCCCUUUAAAUAUUGUGUCUUUGUUUUAGAGAUUAGAGAACUUUGUUUUCGAUAAAAUUUGUAUAGAUUGACUAUGGAAUAGAGAUUUGUUUUAAGAAAAUAAAAGCUGAACUACUUAUUAUUGCAAACAAUACAAAAUUAAGACAAAGGAUCACUUAAAUAAACGUCAGGUUCAAGUUGAAGUAUCGUUUUGCAGCUGCUGAAACGCCUGACAUUUAUAUCCAGCUUAUCACACUUUUUACAACGAUUGCUAUGAUGAAAAAAACCAAGAUACCACAAGCUGUAAGAUAUUUGAAGCAAGCUAUUGCAGAGGAGAAUCAAAUUAUAAAAGUACUAGCGUACAAACUGUACUAUUCAUUAUGUCAAGAAAUGACCCACGAAUAUGAAGACGUGCUCAGGUUUGCUUUCAAGGAGGUCGUAUAUGGAGAUCCCUGUCUAGUGAAAAUUUGUAUAAUUACAUUAGAAGAAUUGAUACACCAUAACUACACCAAACUUGACAGUCACAACUUCUUCAGAUUUAUUUAUGCCUUAGGAUGCGAUGAUAUGUGUAUAUUUAUGAGAGAAAUUUUGAAGAAAAGGUUCAUAUUUUCGAAUAUGAAUGACAUAUCUAGAUUUUAUGUGCAAUCCGUUGUAUAUUGUCAUACGUUUACAAAGCUGCCAAAUUACUCAAUUGAUAGUGCAUUUGAGGAGGACUUGGUUAGAAUCAAAUUCAAGAUGGACGCUCCAAAGGAACUGAUUAUUUUCCUAUUUAAUGCAUUGCCGAUUAGCAAGAAAUUUCAUGUGUUGGUCGAGAUAUCCUUAAUAUUUAAUGAUAUAUUGCAAGGCAAUGCCACAAUAGAAGAUAAUUUCUUUGAAGUUGUGAAAGACUUGAUUUUGCCGUUCAAGCUGAUCGGUAGUGGUGCUGGCGUGGUGACAGAAAAAAAUUAUUAUGUAAACGUUUGCAAGUCUAUUGAAAAGCAGAUUGUCAAUCACGAUCCACAUUUUAACGGUGAAUGUCACAAUGUAGAGUAUGAUGCACAGAUCCGACGUUGCACCAUGGCUUUGUUAGAUUUCCUCUUUUUUGAAAAUGCUCAAUUUGCAGACAUAUUGCAAAUAACAUUAUUUGAUGCGGUUAUGCAUUGGAUUGACUUUGUUAAACCAGAGAUAAUUCGCUAUACUUAUGAGGAAAGAGGCAAAGACCUUAUUUCGUACUUCCCUAAAAUUCUGAAGCUAUACAGGACAAACAAAGCCAAAUUCACCGUUUUGGAUAGGUAGAUACCAUGGGUGUUCCAUCUAUUUGGUUGUUUGUUGAUAAUGAUUCAUUAUUUCUGCAUUCUCAGAUUUUUUGUGUCAAAUCUUUUUCUAUAAACACUGCAUUUUUUGAUGAAUAUGAUAUUUUUCAGCCUGCCUAUGGGAGUUGAUCACUUCCGUCAGGAUGAUAAGAUUGAGCUGAAGGCUGAGGACAGAUAUUUGUUAAAAAGUAUGUCACGUACUUGAUAGCCUGCAAAUAUAUUUCGUAAUAAAAAAAUAAGAAUAGA
Molecule: messenger RNA, 4146 nt
Organism: Acanthoscelides obtectus
Lineage: Eukaryota; Metazoa; Arthropoda; Insecta; Coleoptera; Chrysomelidae
Source: the annotation of a GenBank genome assembly